UGUACACUAAAAUUAAAUAUAUUUACAGAGCAACUUUUUAGAUUAGCAAUGUUUACUGAACUGAGAGUUCUAUCGGAAAAGUUUCCACCCUCUCCUUUUUGUUGCCACCGCCGUUUAUUUUCGAAAUAAAUUUCACGAAAUCCGGCGUCGUAAACCUCUACAUGUUAAUUUUAAGGAGUGCUUCAGAUUCAGAAGCAUAGAGCUUCUAGCAGAUUAUCUUCGGAAUCUCGUGCUUAUUACGAUGAGAGCUUUCGAGGCGAUAUGUUCGCUCUGGAUUUGGGACAAAGCUCCUUUAGACGAGCCACCGGGAGGCCAAAGUUGCCGGAUGAAGACAUGUACAAACAAUGCCGUGUUCAUAGGGAACAAAAUAUGUUGUCUGAAAGUUUCCGACAGAAAAAUGUUUCAACUGAACAACUUUACGAUGGCCGAUCAAACAGGAGAAGUGCAAUGAAGCAGCUAGAAUUCAUAGAUGUGCACGAGGAUCUGGAAUCGUCGGGUCUCCUUAACCCACGCCGUUCGUCAAGAUGGAGCCGGAGAUCCAUGCUUACGAAAUCUGACGUGGAAAUCGUGCAAAAGCUCAGGGAAUCGAAAGAGCACGAUGAUAACCUCGACUCGAAGGACUUGUUCAUGGAAUCUGAUCGGAAUCGGAAUUACUCAGUUGUUGAUUCUGCAAAGUUUGAAGGCAAUUCGAAAGCAUGGAUGUUGGAGAGAGAUAAUAUUGGUGAAAUUGGUCGGUCCGAUGGUUCUCUGCUAGUUGAACCUCACAAUCUACGUAGAGUUCGUACUUCUCGCAAAUCCUCCAUAGUUGAGUUGGAAGAGAAAGAUAAUGGGAAAAGUACAAGAAUUGUUGUACUAAGGCCAAACGCUGGUGAUAUGCAGAGUGAAGGUCUACCUGGUUCAUUACCAUAUGAUUCACGUGGUUACUUGUCCAACUAUAGGAAAAUGAAGGAGAAAUUGAGUAUUGGAGGUGCCGGAAGAAUAUCAGGGAGAAGGAAAGAUUCAUUUUCUAAUGUGGAAUUAUCGAGGCCUGUCUCCGCAGAAGCUAAAAAAAUAGCUAGGAAAAUUACGAGGAGAAUGAGAAGUGGUUGUAACGAGGUUGUGGAUUCAUGGUUCAGAAAAUACGUAGGGGAAAAGGAUUCGUGUGAUGAUGAUCUUGGAAGUGAUUCCGAAAACGAGUCCGAGAUGUUUCGAUUGUCAUCUAGAAAUUCAUUCAGUGAUGAUAAACAAUGGCGCAUGUAUCCAUCUUCUGGUUCAGUUGAGCCGUCUUUUAAAAGGGAGGCAAAGAAGAAAAUUUCUGAGAGGUGGAAAAUAACUCAAAGCUAUCAAGAAUUGGAAAUAGUUGACAAGGGUAGCACACUUGGUGAAAUGCUUGGCAUACCUGAUGGAGAAACAAGGUUUAAAAGUUAUGCUAAGACGAACAAAACUGGAAAUGGAUCGAAUGAUAAAAUGCGUAGAACUUCAUCUCGAUCGAGGUCUCUUCCUCCUUCAGUAGGUGAAAGAACUAACAGUAGGCGCACUGAAGAAAAACAUAUGAUAAUUAACGACCCCUUAAGCUGUGACAAAAAUAAAGUUGGUAAGGGAAAUCUAAGCCGUAAAGAUUAUUUUUCAUCUCAAGAUUUGAAAUGCAGGAAUAAGAACAAGAAGUCUCUUCCCUUUCAGCACAUGUAUACUAACGAGAUAGGCUCUUCGUCUGAAGCUAAUUUCGAGAUUCAAAUGGAACCGAAUGUUAAGGACUUACCUGAUAUCAACAGGAGAAGUCCUGUAAUAAUUUAUGAACGUGAAAGUACGACAACCUUUUCUUCCAAAUCUUCCGUGUUGCAGCCAAAGAAGUCUUCAGUUAUUGACGAUAAAGACAAUGCUCCUAGUCAUGAUCAAAACGACUUCACUAUUCAGGAACUUGACAAAGGACCACCUAAAGAAGGUUCUCCUUCAUUGGCUUAUUCGGAAUUCUCCAAGGAGGCUGAUCACGCUAGUCCUGUCUCGGUUCUUGCACCUUCUAGCUUCCAAGGUUUUGAGGAAGUCAGUGCUGCACUAAAUGAGCUCCGAAUGCAAUUGCAGCUGCUGAAGAUGGAAUCUGACUCAUAUAACUCGAUAUCCACUCUUGUCCUAAUUGAAGACGAAAAUGCACAACUAUCUUCACUGCUUCCAAAAGGCUGGAAACUCUCUUACAUUCUUGACGUGCUUAUCCACUCUAAUCUUCGAGUAUUUAGCUACGACAUGUCUGUGAUGACGUGGCACUCCAACAAAUCCCCAUUGGAUCCUAACUUGUUCGACAAACUCGAGAAGAAAUACGCUGAUCACGAAAUGAAUGAGCCGAUGCUGGAAAGGAAGUUGCUAUUUGACGGAAUAAAUUCAACACUAUUGAAGAUUCUUCAACAGAAGCUCGAUCUUUGCCCUUGGGUGAAACCGAAAUUAGCAGCACUGCCUUUGAUUUCGCAGAAGGAACGAGUUGUAGACGCUCUGGAGAAAUUGAUCAACGAAGAAUCUCCGUAUGGGCAGGUAGAUGAGAAGCUAUUAGUCGACAAGGAGAUGCUGUUUCAAGAUUCUAAACGAGAAAUGAACUUAUUAGGUAACGAAAUUGGGAAUUUGUUGAUGGAUGACAUGAUAAUCGAGAUUCUUGCGUAACUGCUCGUGUUAGGUUUUUUCCCCCCCGCAAAGAAAGCUGGUGAUUUUAAGUUGGUAUAACAUAGGCGAUGAAUUAAGAAUAAAGUCGGAAUAAGAAGUUACAGACAGGUUUCUUUUUUUUUUUUUUUUAGGCACAUCAGACAGUUUCAUGUUUCUUUGAUGUGUUGCAAGAAUAUGUUGAGAGGAGUGUCUAGAGAAUUCUAGAAUUAUAGGGUUUGUAGUUUUUUUUUUCGAUUGGUAUAAUUAAUUAAAUAAUUGAGUUUUAUUUGGUAUU
Molecule: messenger RNA, 2899 nt
Organism: Erythranthe guttata (spotted monkey flower)
Lineage: Eukaryota; Viridiplantae; Streptophyta; Magnoliopsida; Lamiales; Phrymaceae
Source: RefSeq, a predicted model, not a curated record